AUGAAGACAAUACUUCUAGGGAUGACUGAAGACCAACACGAUAAGAGAUCCUGGAGAUGCUCUGGCAUGGUAGCAGCCUUCAUCCUGCUAAGCCUUGCUCUCAAUGCCAGUAUCAGAGGACAAGCUGUUCUGAUUCGUCAGGCAUACAGUGACACCAGUGAGAAUGUUCUGUUUCUCUUCACUUGGGCUGUUGUCUUUGGACAGAUCUUGGCAGUCAUGAUCUUGAUUGUUGCAGAAACGCCACAUGGAUAUUGGCCCGAUAAAGAAGCUAUUAUGAUCAUUAUAUUUGCCCAUGCAGGUGGUAUCUUUUUGCAUGAUUACCUGCUGAGUGUGGGGAAUGCACAUGGUUUUCUGUCUGUGGCUUAUCUUCAGCCUGUAUUAGCUUUGAUUACAGUUUGGAUUGUGACAUCUUCAACAUCCAUUAUAGCUCGGCCUUACACAUGGGUCGGCAUGGCUGUCAUUAACAUUGGAUGCAUUUUUGUGUCUAUUAAAUUGUCGACUGUUACUAACUCUGACAGGACCUCCUGGAUAUGCUUACUGUCUGCCUUUACCAUGAUUCUCCGAAACAUUGUGAUCCGACAGCUUGUGAAUAACGAACAUGUUGUAGUGAGGCCUCGCAGGAAAAUUAUGAUUUUUGGGUUGGUUAUUGUAGUGUGUAUUGUUCUGCUGGCAAUCAAAAUCACCUCAAAAAACUGGCUUGUCCCAUCCCUUUGUGCCUUGAUAACAUGUGCCUUGUGUGCAGCCUUGACAUAUGUGACAACCCAGGUACUGAAAAGCUAUUCAGUUCCUUUUGUGUCCUUGUUUUGUGUCUGGGCAACGCUUGUAGAAGCUGUGAUGCUGAUGCCUAAUGACCACAGACCAAACUUUGUUAUUUUUCUGUUAUCCUCAGGCCUAAUUAUUAUUGGUCAUUAUUUGUUUAUUAAAGACCACAUAGAAAGUACUACUGAUGGGACUACCCCUGCCUUGACUACAGUGCAUCCACCAAAACCUGUGAGCACACAUGAGCAGUACACGAGGAUCGAAUUCCUGCUGUUUGCAGCUCUGGUCAUGGGCGUGACUGUUUUUGUGUUGCAACCAAAAAUCUCCCAGAGAGAUUUAAACACCCUCAGCUAUAUUGGACUUGAUACAGUCAUCCGCCGGUUACUUCUACUGGAAGUUGCAGAAGAUGUCCAUGUUGUAGAAGAGCAAAGUCAAGUUCAGCUGCCCUAG
Molecule: messenger RNA, 1209 nt
Organism: Candidula unifasciata
Lineage: Eukaryota; Metazoa; Mollusca; Gastropoda; Stylommatophora; Geomitridae
Source: the annotation of a GenBank genome assembly